AUGGGGCGCCUCCACGCGGGGGCCGUGGAUGUGGAGUUUCUGCAUCGGUUCCAGAUCGUGCCGGAGAUGAGGUCUGGCGGCGGCAGGACGCACGUGGACGCGUUUCAGGCCAUGGGGCAGCUGCAGGUCUCCAUCUCUGACACCCGCGCGGAGAAGCUGCUGCGCGAGAUUGACCAGGACAUGAGCGGCACCGUGGACCUGGCCGAGUUCCGCCACUUCCUCGUCCACUGGGGGGUCGACGUGCCGGAGUGGCAGACCGCGGCGAUCUUCGAGACUCUCAUGGUCAGCCUGAACAGGAACCCGUGCGUGGACGAUGUUCUCACAGCCAUCGCGCUGGUAAGCCACAGGGAGAAGGAGGCGCACAACAAGUACGGGGCGUACGCGGACGCGGCGCAGACGAUUGGGGAUGAGAUUAAGCGGUCAGGCAUGUCGCACGUGGACUUCUUCCAGAAGUGGGACGCCGACAGGAGCGGCUUCCUCUCGGCCUCGGAGCUGGAGCAGGCCCUGAUCCAGGGGCUGCCCGACAUCGGCCGCCAGUUCACGCGGCAGCAGAUCCAGGCCCUGGUCGGCUUCAUGGACACGCUCGGCGUGGAGAACGGCCGCGUCAGCCUCAUCGAGUUCCUGCGCGCCGUGGGGCCGAGGCGCCUGGCGCGCGACCUAUCGGCCGCGCUGCUGGGCGAGGUGCUGCGGCCGGUCUUCUUCUACAAGCACGUGCUCGAGUCCAUAUUCCAGAGGUUCGACGCGGCGGGCACCCGCGUCGUGUCGGCGGGGCAGUUCGAGCGGGGGCUCGAGGUACAGCUCAACAAAGCCCACCAGCGCGCCAAAGGCAUCGAGCGCAAGCUGGUGCAGGCGGUGGGCAAGUACAAUACUCUGGAGCAGCAGCUGGCAGCCCAGCGCGACGUGGUGGUACAGCUUCGUGCGGAGCUCGCCGAGGCGGAGGAGCAGCACAAGCAGUUGGUCCAGAAGCUCCACUCCCCCUUGCCGCAGGAGGCCUCCGUGCCGCGCAUGCCAGCAGACAUCCUCUUUGGCGAAUCGAUGCUUUCCUCGUUCUUCGACAUUGAGUUCGGUAACCUAUUCAAGCUGGAUGGUCACGACUUGUCCCCGGAGGAUCAGACUGAACUCGACUCACGGGCGCAGCAGCUCAAGACUGGGGUCAGCUCACUGGCCAAGGACCUGUUCCCGCAGGCGAAGGCCAAGGUGGACGCGAUCAAGAAGGAGCAUGCUGCACGCGCGGAGCGUAUUCAGAAGAAACGUCGCAUUGCUGAAGAUGAACAGGCUGGCGGCGCCGAGGACUACGCCCCCCUCUUCGAGCAGGCAGCUGUCGCUGCGGGGGCCUCAGCCGACCACGCUUCCUAUUCGGCCGUCUACACUCAGGUGCACGAGGCCGCCCAGGCCGCCGACGGCAAGCACCUGCUAGAGGUCGGUGCCUUCUGGACAGCAAGCUUCACGCUGCCCACCAGGAUCGCCUUGCCCACUGGUGGCUUGUGA
Molecule: messenger RNA, 1488 nt
Organism: Prorocentrum cordatum
Lineage: Eukaryota; Dinophyceae; Prorocentrales; Prorocentraceae
Source: the annotation of a GenBank genome assembly